CCGAGGCCUAGCAAAGAGUGCCCGGGGAUCCAAAACUGCAGGCCGCACUUAGCUUACCGUCAAAAAUAAACCAAAACAAUAACAGACAAAACGGACAAGGCGAAGAAACACCGAUAGAGUCGGGAGACGACGUUAUCAGAGGGGUUGAUUACCUUGAUGGAAGGAAGCACAUCAAAUAUCCUGUUGGUUUUAUUCUAAGGUUCUUGUCAUCAAAUGUGAAGUCAUUUUUCUGACUAAAGACAUGGACCAAGGUGGAGGGGUGUUGGAGCUACACACACAGGAGCUGAAGAUGCCUCAUACUAUGAUCAUGCAAGACUUUGUUGCAGGCAUGGGGGGUCUGGCUCACAUCGAUGGGGAGCACAUUGUGGUCUCUGUGCCUGAGGGUAUGCUUCUUUCUGAUGUAAUGACGGACGAAGGCAUCCUCCUGGAGCAUGGGCUUGAGGUGGAGGGCCUGGAGACCCAGGUGGUUCAAGACCUGGAGACAGAAGUGGUUGAAGGACUGGAGACUGAAGUUGUGGAGAGUUUACACACAGACGUGGAGGGCUUGGAAGCAGAGGUGGUUGACGGUCUCCAGACACAGGUGGUGGAGCUGGAGGCUCAAGUUGUCGAAGGCCUGGAGGGUGAGGUAGAAGUGGAGGGUCUAGAGGCGCAAGUGGUAGGGGGUCUAGAAACUGAGGUAGAUGUGGAAGACCUGGAAGCUCAUGUUGUCGAGGGCCUCGAGGAGGAGGUGGAAGUCGAGGGCUUGGAAGCAGAGGUUGUUGAAGGCCUAGAGGUAGAUGUAGAAGAUCUGCAAUCUCAAGGGGUAGAGGGCCAUGAAAUGACCAGUGAGGACAUGGUGACCUCAGAACACAGUGUGAUCAUGCCUGAGAAUAUCCUGGGAACAGAAGUUGCAAUAGAGGAAGCUCUUGACGCCCACCACCACCACCACCACCACCAUGUCCUCACCUCAGACCUCAUCCAGGACUCCAACCACCACCACGAUGACAUGCCAGACCAGGUGUUUGUGGCAGAGCUUCUUUCUGAGCACCAGGACAACACUCUGGACCACCAACUCGUUACAGAAGGGUUGAUCGUGACCGAGGCCAACUCCGAGACCAUAAUCCACGAACAGCUGCCAACUGAGGCUGUUCCCCUGCAGACAGAUGAGGAUGAUGAUGCAAGAAGCAGCUCUGAGGAUUACCUCAUGAUCUCCUUGGAUGAGGUGGGAGAGAAGUUGGACAUCGGAGACACUCCCCUUGAGAUCAGCACUGAGGUAAUGGAAGACAAGGAGUCCAAGGAGGAGGACGGCUCUGAGGUCAUCAAAGUCUACAUUUUCAAAGCUGAAGCAGACGACGAUUUAGGUGGAACAGAGGUAAUAACUGAGGAUGAUUACCAGAACGGCCAUCCUGAUCUUGAGGCUGCAUCGUCGGGAAGACUGGGAGUUGGUCGCGACAAGAUGGUCUACAUGGCCGUCAAGAACCAUCCAAAAGAAGAAGAUGAUGAUGAGGAUGACAGUGAUGAGGAUGAGGAUGAUGACAUCAGUAAUACCAUUGAUCAGGUGAAGAAUGGAGCAGCUACACCAUUCCUUCAAAUCCGAGAGGGGCUAGGCGCCAACCGUGUGCUCAAACCCAAAACUAAGAAGAAGAAGAAAGGAGACACGCGGCAGUGUCAGACUGCUGUCAUCAUUGGACCUGAUGGUAUGCCUCUAACUGUCUACCCCUGCCACAUAUGUGGGAAGAAGUUUCGCUCGCGAGGCUUCCUCAAAUGCCACAUGAAGAACCACCCAGACCACCUGUUAAAGAAGAAAUACCAGUGUACGGACUGCGACUUCACCACCAACAAGAAGGUCAGUUUCCACAACCACUUGGAGAGUCACAAGCUGCUAAGCCACAACAGCGAGCGCUCUCCAGAAUACACUGAGUACACACGGCGCUACCAUGAGUCCAGUCCCCUGGGUUCUGACAAGCUCAUCGUCAAGGACCGGGAGCCCAAACUACAUCACUGCAAGUACUGCGAUUAUGAGACGGCUGAACAGGGCCUGCUCAACCGUCACCUGCUGGCAGUGCACAGUAAGAACUUUGCACAUGUGUGUGUCGAAUGCGCCAAAGGCUUCCGCCACCCGUCAGAGCUGAAGAAACACAUGCGGACCCACACAGGCGAGAAGCCCUAUCACUGCCCGCACUGCGAGUUCCGCUGUGCAGAUCAGUCCAACCUAAAGACUCACAUCAAGAGCAAGCAUGGAGCAGAUCUGCCUUUCAAGUGCAGCCACUGUCCCCAAGCUUAUGCAGAUGCACGGGAACUUCAGCGUCAUAUAGAGAUGGUACAAGGCCACAAGACCCAUCAGUGCCCACACUGUGAGCACAAGAGCACCAACUCCAGUGACCUGAAACGACACAUUAUCUCUGUUCACACCAAGGACUUCCCCCACCAGUGUGAUGUGUGUGAGAAAGGCUUUCACCGGCCCUCAGAGUUGAAGAAACACGCGGAGACACACAAGGGCAACAAGGUGCACCAGUGCCGGCAUUGUAACUUCAACGCUCCUGACACCUUCACCUUGAGUCGCCAUAUCCUGUCCUUGCAUACAAAGGAUCUCCCCUUUAAGUGCAAGCGGUGCCGGCGAGGCUUCCGACAGCCCGCUGAGCUGAAGAAGCACAUGAAGACACACAGUGGUAGAAAGGUUUAUCAGUGCCAGUAUUGUGAGUAUAACAGUACGGACGCUUCUGGCUUCAAACGCCAUGUCAUCUCCAUUCACACCAAGGACUACCCCCACCGCUGCGACUACUGCACCAAGGGCUUUAGGAGGCCUUCGGAGAAGAGCCAGCACAUAGCCAGGCAUCACAAAGACAUGUUGAUGUAAUCGUACACACAAACACACUCCUCUUUCCUGAGUAAAUAUGUGUCACACACCCAGAGGUAAUUUUAGUGUAUUAACAAAGAAAUGACGGAUGUAGGCUGUUGAUGAAGACGACAACAUUAUAAUUGCCGUUCUGUGUUCUGUGUUGUAAUGGGUGUAAACCUCCUCCCCCCACCCCGAGGUAAAGCAAGAACACAUUCUAGAUGGGGGUGAAGUCUAAAAAAGACAGUGUGUACACUGAGUGGGACAGCUGUAAAUUGUGUUUUGUUUUGUUGCAGAAAAAUCACAUAUGAACAUUUAUUCAGGGUUUCAAAUGCUAUAUUUUUAUACCCACUCAGCUGAAAUGCUGCAAGAUGAUGACUGUGUCCUGUAAAACAGAAAGAGGUGCUUUGUGAACGUCAUGCCAGUUCUUCAGAUGAUGUGGAGUGAGUACAGGAGAAGUUUGCCUGCCUCCAUAGUACCAACUAGUAUCUGUUAUCCUUAUUAACCAGCUUUUAUCCUGACAUUUCUUUUCAGUGCCACCUGGUCUUUAAGGGGCACGACCAUUCAUCAAUGGUUUUCAGUGAUGUUGACAAACAUUGAGCUCCUUAAAAGCAUAUUUCAUUAAAAUUUAACCGUUGUACUUUCAUCAUUUUCCUCCCAAGUCUGAACACUUGGCGUUCCAUUAAAUUAAUCAUGUAUAAUACAGCUUAUAUUCUGUUUAAUAUGUCUUAAAAGUUGAAUCAGAAUGUGGUCUGAUCAGCAGUGUCUAGCAAUGAGGAGAAGGGUGCAGUUGGUAUAUUAGUAGAAUAUCCCUUUAGUGUACACAACACAUUUCUGACAGAUAAUCUGCUAUUAUAUCUGAUACUGUGAUAUCUGAUAUGAUAGUUAACAGAUGUAUUAUGAACUUGACAGAUGGUUGGCUUCACAUUCCGUGGCUGCUCAGGUGGUUGUAUCUGACUGCCGCUGUAAGUUGCGUAUGUGUGAUGUAACCUAUGACACAGAUGUGCUCCGUCAGCUAACCAUUUGAUUGCAAUCAUGCCUUACAUCUGUUGGUCUUUAUCCCUUAAGCACUGAUGAACACAGCAAAUCAGAAAAUAAGUGAUUUUUAACUCUCAAACAUGCUGUAUCAAUACCAUUCUCUCAGAGAUUGUGUGUUUGAGUCAGUAGAAAGCACUUUAAUAAUUUUUGUUUUGUAUUUUAAUUACAUGUAUGGGGUAUGUGUGUGUACAUUUGUGUAUAUAUAUAACAUAUAUAUGUACAUACAUACACACACACACAGACACACACACGCACACACAAUUAUAAACAAUUUGAGAGUUUUGUGAGUGGGUAAAGAUUGUUUUGAGUGUUAUCUCUGGCAAGUAGGCGCAAUCCAUUACUGCAUCAAAAACUGAAUUGUGAUUGAAAGUGGUGGGUGAAACCAUUUAUUGUUUUGUUCUCUGGAUACGUGAUUGGGUUUUGUGUUUUGUUUGUGGUCACUAACAAGUUUUCCAGACCCUAGUCCUACAGUCCUGAAUAACCCAACCCAAUCCCAAACACGGGAUUAUACCCUCAAAGUCAGUGGUCAUAAUAUUGGCAUUAGUCUUUAAAGUAUGCACAUAUGCUGUCUCCAUGAAAUUAAUUGUGGUAUAUAUUAAAAAUCCCUGCAUUUCGUGUACCUUAGUCUAUAUUUUCUUUCAGUCUGAUUGUGGAUAAACUACUGGUGGGGAAGAACCAAAAUAAACAAUUAUCUUUUUA
Messenger RNA from Scomber scombrus (Atlantic mackerel), 4552 nucleotides. It is a transcript of the gene znf711, whose product is annotated as zinc finger protein 711. The coding region runs from base 242 to 2836 and encodes 864 amino acids. Gene Ontology annotation, cellular component: nucleus. Lineage: Eukaryota; Metazoa; Chordata; Actinopteri; Scombriformes; Scombridae. The transcript is spliced from 8 exons. Gene Ontology annotation, molecular function: RNA polymerase II transcription regulatory region sequence-specific DNA binding; DNA-binding transcription factor activity, RNA polymerase II-specific; metal ion binding. Gene Ontology annotation, biological process: regulation of transcription by RNA polymerase II. The record is from RefSeq and is a predicted model, not a curated record.